Messenger RNA from Chelonus insularis, 669 nucleotides. RefSeq lists its product as uncharacterized. Bases 1 to 669 code for a protein of 222 amino acids. The transcript is spliced from 2 exons. Gene Ontology annotation, molecular function: 3'-5' exonuclease activity; nucleic acid binding. NCBI's taxonomy places the organism in Eukaryota, Metazoa, Arthropoda, Insecta, Hymenoptera, Braconidae. The record is from RefSeq and is a predicted model, not a curated record.
AUGAUUGUGAGCAGAGCUCCCAAAUCGCGAUUUUAUGAUUUGACAGAUUCUCUUCAUCAUCGUGUUGCCCUUGCAAUUGCUAAUAAAAAUGUUGAAACAACAGGGUUCGGGAGUACUGCUGGAAUUCUGCAAAUCGCGGCAGGCUGCAAUACUUCAUAUUUCAAUAAAUAUGUGACUCCUACAACUGAUAUUAAUCCUAAAGCCAGUGAGGUUCACGGUCUUACAGGUAGUUGUGGUGAAUUAUUUUAUCAUGGCAAAAGAUUGGAAACGUUACCACUAAAUUGUGUGAUGUCCGAAUUUCAUCAUUUUCUUGGUUCUUUCGGUAAACCUUGCCUACUUGUCGCACAUAAUUGUAAUUUUGAUAAGCCUUGUCUCAUCAGAGCAAUGGCUGAGACAGGCAUGAUACCUACCUUUCAAAAGUUUGUAAUUGGUUUUAGCGACACGCUUCCAAUUUUUCGCAGUUUAUUGAACAGGCGUACCCAAACAAGUCAAGUCGAAUUAGCCAAAGAAUUUCUAAAUGAUGUGUCUACAGAUGAAGCACACAAUGCUAUUGAGGAUGUACAAAUAUUGGAGAAGCUAGUCAAAUAUUUCAAGAUAAGUGAUGAUACUUUUAUUGAGAAAAAACAGAGCAUCCAAGAAUUUUUGCUCGACCGAGAAAAAAAAACAUAA